Sporisorium graminicola is the source of this 1881-nucleotide messenger RNA. RefSeq lists its product as uncharacterized. Gene Ontology annotation, molecular function: heme binding; FMN binding; oxidoreductase activity. The transcript is spliced from 2 exons. The record is from RefSeq and is a predicted model, not a curated record. The coding region runs from base 1 to 1881 and encodes 626 amino acids. NCBI's taxonomy places the organism in Eukaryota, Fungi, Basidiomycota, Ustilaginomycetes, Ustilaginales, Ustilaginaceae.
AUGUCUCGCGUCAUCGUCGUCGGUGGCGGCCUCUCCGGCCUCAGUGCCGCUCACACUCUCUACGAGCGUGGUGCCAACGUGCUCGUCCUUGACAAGAACCCCUUCUUCGGUGGUAACUCGACCAAGGCCACUUCCGGUAUCAACGGUGCCGGUACCGCCACACAAUCUGAGCAGGGCAUCCCAGACUCGGCCAAGACCUUUUUCGAAGACACAAAAAAGUCGGCUCGUGACUUGGCUCGAGACGACUUGAUCAAGGUCCUCACCGGCAAGUCUGGUGAUGCCGUCAACUGGCUCAUGGACCGCUUUGCCCUCGACCUUUCCAAGAUCUCGCGUCUCGGCGGUCACUCGCAGCCCCGAACCCACCGUGGUGGCGCCCAGUUUCCUGGUAUGACCAUCACCUAUGCUCAGAUGGAGAAACUCGAGGACCUCGCCGAGGCCGAGCCUGACCGUGUCCAGAUUCUCCGCAAGGCCCGUGUCACCAAGCUUUUCCACGAGAACGGCGAGGUGACCGGUGUCGAGUACGAAUAUCAGGGCCAGUCUCACCGCGAGAAUGGUCCCGUUGUCCUUGCCACCGGUGGAUACGCCGCCGACUUUGACGAUGUCAACUCGCUCCUCAAGAAGUACCGUCCCGAUCUCGUCCACCUGCCCACCACCAAUGGCGAUCACUGCACUGGUGAUGGUCAGAAGAUGGUUGCUUCCAUCGGCGGUCGCCUCAUCGACCUCGAGAAGGUGCAGGUGCACCCUACGGGUCUUGUCGACCCCAAGGAUCCCGAUGCCAAGGUCAAGUUCCUGGCUGCCGAGGCUCUGCGUGGUUGCGGUGGUCUGCUCAUCGACAACGAGGGCAACAGAUUCGCCGACGAGCUCGGUCACCGUGACUACGUCACUGGUCGCAUGUGGGACAACAACAAGUUCCCCGUGCGCCUCAUUCUCAACGAACAGGCCUCCAAGGAGAUUGAGUGGCACUGCAAGCACUACGCCGGUCGUGGCCUCAUGAAGCGUUUCGACAGCGCAAACGACCUCGCCAAGGAGAUGGGCAUUUCCGCCGACAAGUUGAAGAGCACCUUCCAAGACUACGAGGCCAUCGCCAAGGGUGAAAAGAAGUGCCCCUGGGGUAAGAAGUUCUUUUCCAACUCGGACCUGCGCAUGAACCAGGCCUUCUACGUGGCGCUCAUGACGCCCGUCCUGCAUUACACCAUGGGCGGUCUCGAGAUCGACCCCGAGUCGCGCGUCGUCGACAACCAGGGCAAAGCCAUUCCCGGCCUGUUUGCCUGCGGUGAGAUUGCCGGUGGUGUGCACGGUGCCAACCGUCUGGGCGGCUCGUCGCUUCUGGGAUGUGUCGUGUUUGGUCGUGUCGCCGGUGACUCUGCCUCUAGCUACUUGCUGCGCAACUUGGCUACGGGCAAAGCUACGGCGCGCUUGGGUCAGAUCUCGAACCACUUCGAGACGCGUGUACGUGCCGAUCCCAACUCGAAGACCAUCACGCUCGAGUUCGGGUUUGGCGACAGUGCUUCUUCGGCUUCGGGCGCUCAGCAGCAGCAGCAGAACUCGGCCGUGCCCUCUGCCGUAGCUUCGGGCCAGCCCGCUCAGACGGACAAGGCAGUGCAGCAAGCGGGCAGCGGUGCGGCUGCCCAGCAGACCAUCGAGGAGAAGGAGUACACCAUGGACGAGGUGGCCAAGCACACCUCUGAGGACGACGUCUGGGUCGUCGUGGAGGGACAGGUGCUCAACGUGUCGGGCUUCCUCGACGACCACCCGGGUGGCAAGAAGGCCUUGAUGCUGUACGCUGGCCGCGACGCUACCGAGGAGUUCUUGAUGCUUCACGACCGCAAGGUGAUCCAGAAGUAUGCGGCUGACACAGUCAUUGGCCGCGUCAAGGCCUGA